AUGGAGAUCUCGUCACCACCGGUGUCGGGGCUUGCUUCCAACGGCCUCGCGUCGCCUACCCCUUUCCCGACCAUCGAGCCAGAGCGCGUGCUGGACCACCUCGUCGCCGUCUGCCAGGUCGCGCUUGGUGCGACCAAGGAGGAACUUGAGCAGCCAGGUAGCCUGCUGAGCAGCUCGUGGCAUGCCGAGACGGUCGCUCGCUGCACGCGAUUUGCCAACGACAACCAAAACGUGCUCUACAUUCAAAAGGACGUUGCUGCGUCUUCUGCGGCAGACGCUGGAAGCGAUGGUGUCGCCCCUUCAUCAUUCCACUAUACGCUUACCACCGAAAUCUUGUCGUCUGCCACGACCGUUGCCUCUCUCGUCCUACUGAAGUCGCCGCAGACCAUUGAUCCGACUCGAUCCCUUACAUCCCAAAUAUUCAUCACGAACUUGCCUGGACCUGCUGCACUCAACGCUGCUGUUGGAGAGCAGGGUACCGGCAUCUCUCCAUGGGAGGUGCUGCACUCGCAGGUGCACCAUGCUUUGGUACCGUACUUUGACGCAAACACCAAGAGCCAGCUAGCCGCCAACGGUCUGCGUGGCCGUGCGGACAUCGAUGCAAAGACUGGUAUUCCUGUCACUAAGAAGAGGCUCAACGAUCUGGAGAUCAGCCUGCUUCACUUACAGCAAAACGUCGACAUCCCGGAGAUAUCCUUGACUUUCCACUCCAUUGUCCAGAACGCCCUUGAAGAAGCCGAGUCUCGCCACAGCCAACCUACCAUCGAUUCUAUACCACCGACACUGCUUCAAGACAGCACUUUCCUCAACCGCUUGCAGACUAAUGUCAACACAUGGAUCAAGUCUAUCCAGGGUGUCACGAAGAUGACAAAAGAUGCAUCAUCUGGCACCAAUCAAGAGUUUAGCACCGCAAGCCAAGAGGUCAAUUUUUGGCUGUCCAUGGAGUCAGCUCUGGAAGGCAUCGAGGGGCAGCUUCGCAGCGAGGGCGUUCUGUUAACCCUCGAAAUUCUCAAGAAUGCCAAGCGCUUCCAGGCGACUGUCAGUUUCACCGCGGAUACCGGCCUCAAGGAAGCUAUGGACAAGGUACAAAAGUACAACAUGCUCAUGCGAGAUUUUCCCUUGGACGAGCUACUGUCCGCGACAUCUCUACCCAAGGUUCAGGAAGCUAUUGCCCAAAUUCUAGGUCAUCUUCAAAAGAAACUGAGAGUUUGUCCCUAUCCGAUCCGUAGAGCACUGCCGCUGGUCGAAGCUAUCUCUGCCGAUUUGGAUGAUGUGCUUCACCGACUGCUCCCAGGCACGGAAUUUGUCAACCUCGACUAUCAGCAAUUUCAGACUAUUAUGCGCACAUGUGAUGACAUCUUCGAAGCUUGGGAAGACAACGUCAAAGACUUCACCAACACGGCCCGUGAAGUGACUCGCCGCAGAAACGAAAAGUUUAUCCCCAUCAAGAUUAACAAGAAGCAUUCUGAACUUGAGGCACGCAUAAAGUAUGUUAGCACCUUCCGUGACAACCACGAACAGCUUCAGCGCACCAUAGUCAAUGUCCUUGGGCCCGACGCUACAAUUUCUGGGACUGCGGAGACGACUGCGACAAAUGGCGUUGUGAUGGAGGAGAUGGGCGACGUUGAUGCCGUCGAAGAGGUCCAACAAGCUUGGGAAGCCCUGCAAAAUGUUGACCUCUUGGACGUCAGCGAGCAAGGCAAGGAGCGUUGGGUACUGGCAGAGAACCUCUACAAUGAGCGCACGACAAGAGUAGAAAACUCCAUCAUUGCGCGCCUUCGUGAUCGCCUCGCGACUGCCAAGACCGCCAAUGAAAUGUUUCGCGUCUUUUCCAAGUUCAACGCGCUUUUUGUGCGCCCAAAAAUUCGUGGUGCCAUCCAGGAAUACCAAAACCAGCUCAUGGAUCACGUCAAGCAGGCCAUCAACGGUCUUCAUGAACGAUUCAAGCAACAGUAUGGCCACUCGGAAGCUCAUGCAAUGGCCCAGCUCCGUGAUUUGCCUCCCGUCUCAGGUGCAAUUAUUUGGGCCCGACAGAUUGAAUUUCAGCUGGACGGUUACAUGCGCAAGGUUGAGGCUGUUCUUGGACCUGACUGGACUCUCCACGCCGAGGGCCACAAGCUCCAGGAAGAAAGCGAGCUCUUCAAGCACAAGCUUGAUACCGCCCGUAUCUACGAGGCUUGGCUUGCCGACGUCGGUCGGCGCAAGAUUUCCAUCUCGGGCCAACUUUUUGAUAUUGCGCGUGUGCGAUCUGCCGGCGGUAUUCUCGAGCUUGCUGUCAACUUCGAUCCUCAGAUUAUUACACUGUUCAAGGAGACUCGUAACCUGACAUGGCAGUCCUACUCUGUUCCUCACGCCGUCACUACUGUCUCCAAAGAUGCCAAGCGCGUUUAUCCCUACGCCGUCAGUCUCAUGGAGAGUGUAAGAACUCUAUCCCAAACUCUUCGUCAAAUAUCUACCAUGGGCGAGGAGGCUGUUCUGUUGAACGGUUAUCGCAACGACGUCUACAAGCUCAUUGCUGAUGGUGUUCCUUUGCGAUGGGAGUCUUUCAUCAACUCACAUGAACUUUUUUACACCGACCAGAGACAUGCCCGCACACUCCUCCCUGGCGCCAACGACUACGGCUUGUCGAAGAACACAGAAAGCAAACACGGCAUGUUUAUUCGUGGACUCGCAGCGGCAGUGUCUGUGCUGCAAACCAAGGCCGUUGCUCUGGGCUACAUCCACACCACUGUUGAGCAGGCGCUGAAGGAGCUCAGCUCGUGCGACUACGAAUCUUCUGCCUUUCAGUCGAGGCUUGAUACUAUUCAGGCUGCAGUCGAUCAGCUCAAUCUGGAACAAUAUGUCAACCUUGAAUUCUGGGUGCGAGAUCUGAACAAGAAAAUCCAGGCUGCCCUGCUUGACCGUCUGCACAUCGCUAUUCAAUCAUGGAUCACUGCAUUUGAAGACGAGACUCCCGAAGGCACCCGCCGCAAACCAAUCUCUGAAGCGGAAUCUAAGCCUGCAGGCCCGACCAUGAAGCGCCUUGUUCUGGAAGUGGCCAUGCGCAACCAAGUCAUCUAUCUGGAUCCUCCAAUGGAGCACGCCAGAGCCAGCUGGUUCUUGCACUUGCAUGAGUGGCUCGGCAUUGUGUGCAACCUGCGCAAGAUCAAAGCUGCUCGUUACCAAAUGAGCCUCAAUACAACCGUUACUGACGAGCCUCGCUUUACUGAUCUGCCCACCGAGUGUGCCGACACACUUAAACGCGUCUACGUCUCUGUCGAGAAAAAGCUGCAAGAAAUCAGUGCCUACGUCGACAAGUGGCUGCAAUUCCAGUCUCUCUGGGAUCUCCAGUCUGAACAGGUUUAUGACAUGCUUGGUGACCAUCUCCCCCGCUGGCUGGAGUGCUUGCAAGACAUCCGAAAAGUUCGCACCACCUUUGACACCCAAGAGGUCAGCCGCUCCUUUGGUCACCUCACCAUUGAUUACGACCAAGUGCAAACGAAAGUCAACGCCAAGUACGAUCAGUGGCAGCAGGAAAUUCUAAUCAAAUUUGCUGGUCGCCUCGGAACUCGCAUGCGUGAAGUCAACGCCGACAUUGAAAAGGCUCGCAAGAGUCUUGAGGGCCAGAGCUCUGAUACAUCGUCCACGGCCCAGGCUGUCCAGUUCAUCACCGCUGUACAGACCUGCAAGAGAAACGUGAAGCUGUGGGCGCCUGAGAUUGACAUGUUUCGCCAAGGCCAGUCUACGCUUGUCCGCCAGCGUUAUCACUUCCCCAAUGACUGGCUGCAUAUUGAGCAAAUCGACAGCCAGUGGGAGGCGCUCAAGGAGAUUCUUGAGAAGAAAUCUCGUGUGAUGGAGGAGCAGUCGGACGCGAUGCGAGCCAACAUUAUCGCCCAGGACAAGCUUGUUAGCGGACGCAUUGCUGAAAUUGUGGCGCAAUGGAAUGAAGACAAGCCUGUCUCUGGUACGAUCCAACCCGAUGUUGCUUCUGCGACCCUGAGUGGCUUCGAGACUCGUAUUUCUGCUAUUCAGGAAGACCUACAGCAAGUCAUCAAGGCCAAGGAAGCACUGGACUUGCCCGGAUCCGCAGACGAUUCUCUUGAGGCAACAUUGGAAGAAGUGCGUGACUUCCAGUCUGUCUGGUCCAACCUCUCCACAAUCUGGGCCAACUUGAACGAAACUCGAGACAUCCUUUGGACAGCUGUACAGCCUCGCAAGAUUCGCUCCAAGGUAGACGAUCUUAUCAAGAGCACCAAGGAGAUGCCCAGCAGAAUGCGCCAGUACGCUGCAUUUGAACAUGUCCAGGGCAUUCUCCGUGGGUUUCUCAAAGUCAACCCUAUUCUCUCCGACCUCAAGUCUGAUGCCAUCCGCGAGCGUCAUUGGCACAAGAUCUACAAGCAGAUUAAACCGCAGAAACGCUUCUCCCCUAGCUCUAUGACGCUUGGUGAUGUCUGGGACCUGAAUCUGGUUGCUACUGAAGCCAUCGUCAAGGACAUCAUCGCCCAAGCCCAAGGUGAAAUGGCCCUGGAAGAAUUUCUGAAGCAGGUCCGCGAGACUUGGCAAAACUACGCGCUCGAAAUGGUCAACUACCAGAAUAAAUGCAGACUGAUUCGCGGUUGGGACGACCUGUUUGCCAAGUGCAGUGAAAAUUUGAACUCUCUGCAGGCUAUGAAGCACUCGCCCUAUUACAAGGAAUUUGAGGAGGAGGCCGUCUCCUGGGAAGACAAGCUCAACCGAGUUCACGUCUUGUUUGAUGUCUGGAUCGAUGUACAGCGCCAGUGGGUGUACCUCGAGGGCGUCUUCACCGGCAAUGCCGAUAUCAAGCAUCUGCUCCCUAUUGAGUCGGGUCGCUUCCAAAAUAUCAACAGCGAGUUCUUGGCUGUCAUGAAGAAGGCCAACAAGACGCCCUAUGUGCUCGAUGUCCUAAAUAUCCCCAACGCCCAAAAGUCUCUCGAACGUCUGGCUGAGAUGUUGAACAAGAUCCAGAAGGCCCUUGGUGAAUACCUUGAGAAGGAACGUGUAUCUUUCCCGCGUUUCUACUUUGUUGGUGAUGAGGAUCUUCUUGAAAUGAUUGGCAACAGUAACGACACUCUCCGUAUUGCCAAGCACUUCAAGAAGAUGUUUGCAGGCCUUUCUGGUCUCGUUAUGGAUGACGAGACGAUCAUUUCCGGAUUCACCUCGAAAGAAGGCGAAGUUGUCAAGCUGAAGAAGGAGAUUUCCUUGGCGCAAACACCGCGUAUCAACGACUGGCUUGCUUUACUCGAGAGUGGCAUGAAAACCAGCCUCGCUGAACUCCUUUCAGAGGCUGUGGAACAGUACACCCCCAUCUUCCAGUCCAGCACCAUUGACACUGCGGCGCUUCGCGACUACAUGGAAGCAUUUCCCAGUCAGAUCGUGGUUCUCGCUUCGCAGGCUGCCUGGACCACUGCUGUGGAAGAGUCUCUUGCCAACGGCGGCCAGAGUCUCCAGGUUCUGUUCGAACGAGAGGUUCAGAUUCUGCGUGUACUCGCUGACACAGUUCUGGAGGAGUUGCCUGUUAUUCUCCGCAAGAAGUGCGAACAAAUGAUUACUGAAUGCGUCCACCAACGAGACGUGAUUGAGAAGCUAGUUACUGCCAAGGCUGAUUCCCCCACGCACUACCUCUGGCAGCUGCAGAUGCGCUACGCCUACUCGUCUCAGGGUCCUGGUCCUGCCAUUGACCGUCUGCACAUUAAGAUGGCCAAUGCUAAACUCAACUACGGCUUUGAGUAUCUCGGUGUCCCGGACCGCCUCGUACGCACGCCUUUGACAGAUCGUUGCUUCUUGACUCUCACACAGGCUCUUUGUCAACGUCUGGGUGGUUCCCCUUACGGGCCUGCUGGUACUGGCAAAACCGAAUCUGUCAAGGCGCUCGGUUUGCAGCUCGGUAGAUUCACCCUCGUCUUCUGCUGUGAUGACACUUUCGAUUUUCAGGCAAUGGGUCGCAUCUUCCUCGGUAUCUGCCAAGUCGGUGCCUGGGGCUGUUUUGACGAGUUCAACCGCCUCGAAGAGCGUAUCCUCUCUGCUGUCUCGCAACAAAUUCAAAACAUUCAGCUUGGUUUGAAGCGCGGCGGCGAGGGUGAUGACUCCCAGAUUGACCUUAUUGGACGCCAGCUGCGCGUCAACGAGAACACUGGCAUCUUCAUCACCAUGAACCCUGGCUAUGCGGGUCGUUCCAACCUGCCCGACAACUUGAAGAAGCUCUUCCGCAGUGUUGCGAUGUCCAAGCCCGACAAGGAACUCAUUGCCGAAGUCAUGCUGUACUCUCAGGGCUUCAACCAAGCUAAGAAACUUUCCAAGCAGGCUGUGCCGUUCUUUGACAUGUGCUCUAAGCAGCUCUCCAAACAGGCGCAUUACGAUUUUGGUCUACGUGCACUCAAGAGUGUUCUGGUCAGUUCUGGCGGUCUCAAGCGUGCUCGCAUCACCGACAGCCAGCUCGGCACUGAAGAAGUCGUCGAGCCUGAAAUUAUCGUGCAGAGUGUCCGCGAGACUAUCGCUCCCAAGCUCAUCAAAUCUGAUGUAGAUAUCAUGACAAAGAUUGAGGGCGAAUGCUUCCCCGGCGUUGAAUAUGUGCCGGCGAAUUUGCAUGCUCUCGAGGAGGCUAUUCGUGCUAUUGCGGCCGAGAGACACUUGGUUGUCACUGAUAUUUGGAUGACCAAGGUUCUCCAGCUCUACCAGAUUCAAAACAUUCAUCAUGGUGUUAUGAUGGUUGGAAACUCUGGAAGCGGCAAGUCGGCAGCUUGGAGGCUGCUACUCGAUGCCCUCCAGCGCGUCGAAUGCAUUGAAGGUGUUUCUCACGUCAUUGACUCCAAGGUUAUGUCCAAGGAAGCUCUUUAUGGUAACCUCGACUCCACGACUCGCGAGUGGACUGACGGUCUCUUUACGAGUAUUCUGAGAAAGAUUGUCGACAACUUGCGUGGUGAAGAUUCCAAGCGUCACUGGAUCGUAUUUGAUGGUGAUGUCGAUCCUGAAUGGGUUGAAAACCUGAACAGUGUCCUCGAUGACAACAAACUGCUCACCCUACCUAAUGGUGAGCGUCUGAAUCUGCCAGCAAACGUCCGCAUCAUGUUUGAAGUUGAGACCCUCAAGUACGCCACUCUGGCUACUGUCUCUCGUUGUGGUAUGGUUUGGUUCAGCGAGGAAACUGUCUCACCCAACAUGGUCAUCACGAACUAUCUUGAGUCGCUGCGCAACGUGCCCUUUGAGGAUCUCGAUGAGGACAGUGUCGCCACUGGUCAGAGCGCUGCUAAAACGCUCGCUGUGCAGAGCCAGGCUGCAGAUCUUCUCCAGGGCUAUCUGGAGGGUGACAACUUUGUCGCGCAAGCCCUCGAAAAGUCUGAAAAGUACAACCAUAUUAUGGAUUUCACCGUUGCUCGUGUUCUUACUACCCUCUUCUCUCUCCUGAACAAGGCUGUCCGCGACAUGAUCGAGUACAAUAGCCAACACUCCGACUUUCCUCUUGAGCUGGAGCAGAUUGAGGCCUUCCUUCCCAAGAGACUGCUGCUUGCUCUUGUUUGGGCGUUCACUGGUGACUGCCCUCUUGAUGAUCGUAAAGCUUUUGGUGACGAGAUUUGUACUUUCGCCAACUUUGGAUCACCGCCCCUCGACGGCUCCAGCUCUUUAAUCGACUUCGACGUGAAUCUGCCCAAGGCGGAGUGGAACUCUUGGCAGACUCAAGUGCCAUCUAUCGAGGUCAACACCCACUCCAUCAUCCAAACAGACGUUGUCAUUCCUACGCUGGAUACUGUGCGCCACGAAGACAUUUUGUACUCUUGGUUGGCCGAGCACAAGCCGCUCCUACUGUGCGGUCCUCCCGGUUCCGGGAAAACAAUGACGCUGUUCAGCGCCCUUCGCAAGUUGCCCAACAUGGAAGUCGUCGGACUCAACUUUUCCAGUGCCACUACUCCCGACCUUCUGAUCAAGACCUUUGAGCAAUACUGCGAGUACAAGAAGACCCUGAAUGGCGUGAUGCUCUCGCCGACGCAGAUCGGACGCUGGCUUGUUGUCUUCUGCGAUGAGAUCAACCUGCCCGCGCCUGACAAGUACGGAACUCAGCGUGCCAUUUCUUUCCUCCGCCAGCUUGUUGAGCACAACGGAUUCUGGCGCACCUCGGAUAAGUCAUGGGUUACUCUGGAUCGGAUACAGUUCGUUGGUGCCUGCAACCCGCCUACCGAUGCCGGCAGAACGCCCAUGGGCGCCAGAUUCCUUCGCCACGCUCCCCUCAUCAUGGUUGACUACCCCGGUGAGCUGUCUCUUAACCAGAUUUACGGCACAUUCAACUCGGCUGUGCUCAAGAUAAUUCCUGCUCUUCGUGGAUACGCCGAGCCUCUCACGCAAUCCAUGGUCCGCUUUUACCUUGAGUCACAGAAACGCUUCACCCGCCAGAUUCAGCCUCAUUACGUAUACAGUCCCCGUGAACUCACACGCUGGGUGCGUGGUGUCUACGAAGCCAUUAAGCCGCUUGAGACACUGUCCAUUGAAGGUCUUGUGCGCAUCUGGGCCCAUGAAGCUCUGCGCCUAUUCCAGGAUCGUCUCGUGGCUGAAGAGGAGCGCAAGUGGACGGAGGAGUCAGUUCAGAGGAUUGCUCUCCAGUACUUUCCUACCAUAAAUGAGGAAAAGGCUCUUGGAGGCCCAAUCCUGUUCUCCAACUGGCUGUCCAAGAAUUACAUUCCCGUCGAUCGCGAGCAGCUGCGAGAAUUUGUCAAGGCACGCCUCAAGACUUUCUGCGAAGAAGAAGUCGACGUUCCCCUCAUUCUCUUCAACGAUGUGCUGGAGCACGUGUUACGCAUUGAUCGUGUAUUCCGCCAGCCCCAGGGCCACUUGAUUCUCAUUGGUGUCAGUGGCUCUGGCAAGACUACGCUCUCGCGCUUCGUCGCCUGGAUGAAUGGCCUCAAGGUGUUCCAGAUCAAGGUGCACGGCAAGUACUCCGCGGAAGACUUUGACGACGAUUUACGUGAGGUCUUGCGUCGCUGCGGUUGCAAGGGUGAAAAGAUUUGCUUCAUCAUGGAUGAGUCAAACGUUUUGGACUCUGGUUUCUUGGAGCGCAUGAACACCUUGCUUGCCAACGCCGAAGUCCCUGGUCUCUUCGAAGGGGACGAGUAUGCUGCUCUCAUGACUGCUUGCAAGGAAGGUGCGCAACGCCAGAACCUGCACCUGGACUCUCCGGAAGAACUGUAUAAGUGGUUCACUCAGCAAAUUGUCAACAACCUGCAUGUUGUCUUCACUAUGAACCCACCCGAGGAUGGACUCUCCUCCAAGGCUGCGACAAGUCCCGCCUUGUUCAAUCGUUGUGUGCUCAACUGGUUCGGCGACUGGUCCGACCAAGCACUCUUCCAGGUCGGCCACGAACUUACCCAGUCUAUUGAUCUGGAUAAGAGUAGUUGGUCUGCACCUGAUACUGUGCCCGUUGCGUACCGUGGCCUCAACCUACCACCUUCUCACCGCGAGACCAUUAUCAACUCCAUGGUGCAUAUCCACUACUCGCUGGCGAGAUAUAACGAGAAGUUGUACAAGCAACAGAAGAAAAUCACCUUCCUCACCCCGCGUCAUUUCUUGGACUUCGUGGGCCAAUAUGUUAAGUUGUAUACGGAGAAGCGUGAGGAUCUUGAGGAACAGCAACGCCAUCUGAAUGUUGGUCUCGAGAAGCUUAGAGACACUGUCGACAAGGUGCGCGAUCUUCGCGUCAGCCUGGCUGAAAAGAAAGCCCAGCUCGAGCAGAAGGAUGCGGAGGCGAACGAGAAGCUGCAGCGCAUGGUUGCUGACCAGCGUGAGGCAGAGCAGAGGAAGAACACGUCGUUGGAGAUUCAGGCUUCUUUGGAGAAGCAGGAGGCUGAAGUGGCCUCGCGGAGGAAGGUUGUAUUGGAAGAUCUUGACAAGGCUGAGCCUGCCGUCGAAGAGGCCAGGGCCAGUGUCAGCAACAUCAAGCGUCAGCACCUAACAGAAGUCAGAUCCAUGGGUAACCCGCCGCAGGGUGUCAGACUGGCGCUCGAUGCCGUCUGCACGCUGCUUGGUCACCGCAUCACCGAAUGGAAGGCCGUUCAAGCCAUUGUGCGCAAGGACGACUUUAUUGCAAGCAUUCUCAUGUUCGACAAUGCCAAGCAGAUGACCAAGGCGCUACGGAACAAGAUGCGCAACGAAUUUUUGUCUAUUCCCGAGUUUACCUUUGAAAAAGUCAACCGCGCAUCCAAGGCAUGCGGUCCCCUUGUUCAGUGGGUAGCUGCUCAGGUAAACUACUCGGACAUUCUGGACCGUGUUGGUCCUCUGAAGGAGGAAGUUACCCAACUUGAAGAGCAGGCGCUGCAAACCAAGGCCAACGCCAAGGCCGUUGAGAACAACAUUGCAGAACUUGAGUCCAGCAUCAACACUUACAAGACCGAAUAUGCUGCACUCAUUAGCGAGACGCAAGCGAUCAAGGCGGAAAUGUCCAAGGUUCAGUUCAAGGUUGACCGCAGUGUCCGCCUGCUGGACAGCCUUUCCUCUGAACGCACCCGAUGGGAGGAAGGAAGCAAGUCUUUUGAGACACAGAUUAGUACCUUGGUCGGUGACGUCCUGGUUGCCGCUGCGUUCCUUGCGUACAGUGGGCUGUACGACCAGCAGUUCAGAAAGUCCAUGAUGGAUGACUGGCUACACCAGCUCUACCUCUCCGGUAUCCGGUACAAGUCACCUAAUCCCGUUACCGAGUACCUGUCAAGUGCGGAUGAGCGCUUAGGCUGGCAAGAGAACUCACUGCCAGUGGAUGACCUUUGCACGGAAAAUGCCAUCAUUCUCAAGCGCUUCAACCGCUACCCGCUGAUCAUUGAUCCCUCUGGCAGAGUCACGGAAUUCUUGCAGAAGGAGUGUAAAGAUCGUCGCUUGACGGUGACCAGCUUUCUGGAUGACACGUUUACGAAGCAACUUGAAUCUUCGCUUCGUUUCGGCAACCCCAUAUUGAUCCAGGACGCUGAGCAUCUUGACCCCAUCUUGAACCACGUUCUCAACAAGGAAUAUCAACGCACCGGUGGCCGUGUCCUCAUUCAACUGGGCAAGCAGGAGAUUGAUUUCUCGCCAGCGUUCAAACUGUAUCUUUCUACCAGAGACCCAUCAGCAACCUUUGCGCCUGAUAUUUGCAGUCGUACGACAUUUGUCAAUUUUACCGUCACGCAAAGCAGUUUGCAAACGCAGUCGCUCAACGACGUUCUCAAGUCGGAGCGUCCUGACGUUGAUGAGAGGCGAUCCAACCUCAUCAAGCUGCAGGGCGAGUUCAAGGUCCAUCUACGACAGCUGGAGAAGCAACUUUUGCAAGCCCUCAACGAGUCGCGUGGCAACAUUUUGGACGACGACAACGUCAUUGAGACUCUAGAGACGCUCAAGAGAGAAGCUGCCGAGAUUUCUGCCAAGAUGAGCAACACGGAAGGCGUCAUGGCCGAAGUGGAGGAAAUUACGCAACAAUACGGCGUGGUUGCCCGAGCCUGCAGUGCGGUUUUUGCUGUGCUCGAGAACCUCCAUUACCUCAACCACUUCUACCAGUUCUCGCUGCAGUACUUUUUGGACAUUUUCCAGUCCGUUCUGCACAACAACAACAACCUGGCCAAUGUGACAAAUCACAACGAACGCCGGGACGUCAUUGUCAAGGACUUGUUUGUCAAUACCUUCAAGCGCACGGCACUCGGGCUACUGCAGAAGGACCGUGUUGCACUAGCUCUCCUGCUUGCGCAAGCAACGCCGUACAAGAUGGACAAGUCUCUGCUCGACAAUGUCCUGGACAAGCGAUUUGAAGGACGCGAUCUGUCUUCGAACCCUGACGCGAGAGAUGAGACCUUUAUCGAGGCGAGGAAGAAUGGGGCACUGAAGGAGGUUAUCGAUGCAGUCGAGGAGUCAGACUGGGACAGGUUCUUCACGGAAGAGCUUGGCGAAAAUGCUGUCCCCAAAAUUUGGAGCGACAGUGCAAAUUCCAUGGACCAGGCUCUACUUGCGCUGCUGCUCGUCAAGUGCUUCAGAAUGGACCGCUUCGUGCCUGCUGCGGAGCGUUUCGUUGCGCAAGUGUUUGGAGCCGAGACGUUUGAUAUUGUGGAGGAUCUCAAGGACACGGCGAUGCAAGUGUCUGCGACGCUGCCUGUUGCUCUUGUUUCUACGCCUGGAUUCGAUGCUAGUUACAAGGUGGACAACCUGGUGGAGAGAGUCAAGGUCAAGUGCACCAACAUUGCGAUGGGUUCCAACGAAGGACUGGCGAGCGCGGACAAGGCCAUCACGAGCGCGGCAGAGACUGGAUCAUGGGUUCUUGUCAAGAAUGUUCACCUGGCGCCGACGUGGCUGCAGAGUUUGGAGAAGCGCAUGGAGUCGCUGAACCCGCACAAGGAGUUCCGACUGUUCCUGUCGAUGGAGUCGAGCCCCAGGAUUCCUGUCAACCUGCUGCGCGCCUCGCGGGUGCUCAUGUACGAGCAGCCUGCGGGUGUUCGCGCCAACAUGAAGGACUCGAUGUCGUCGCUGUCGACACGGGCUGGCAAGAGCCCCGUGGAGAGAGCGCGUCUGUAUCUCCUCAUCUCGUUCCUGCAUGCGGUGGUGCAGGAGCGGCUGCGGUAUGCGCCGACUCUUGGGUGGAAGGGUUUCUGGGAGUUCAACGACAGCGACUACGAAUGCUCUGCGUUUAUUAUCGACACUUGGCUGGACACUGUGGCGGGCAACCGUACCAACAUUGCGCCGCAGAAUAUCCCAUGGGACAUGAUUUGCUACCUGGUAACGGAGACGUACGGCGGCAAGGUGGAUGACGAAGGCGACUUUGGCCUUCUGCGACAGCUGGUGCACCAGAUGCUGACGCCAGCGGCGUACGAGGUGGACCACAAGUUGGUGGACGGGCCGGACGGGGGCCUGACGGUGCCGUCGGGGACGAGGCUGGAAGAGUUUGUGGGGUGGGUGCACAACCUGCCGGAGCGUGAGCCGCCGACGUACCUGGGGCUGCCAGCGAACGCGGAGAAGCUGCUGCUGGGUGGCCUGGGACGCAGUCUGGUUGAGAAUGUUCGGAGCGUGACGGAGAUUUUGGAUGAGGGAGAGCAGCUGAUGGCAGACGGGUGA
Messenger RNA from Cordyceps fumosorosea ARSEF 2679, 13044 nucleotides. RefSeq names its product dynein heavy chain, cytosolic (DYHC). Gene Ontology annotation, cellular component: dynein complex. Gene Ontology annotation, molecular function: dynein intermediate chain binding; dynein light intermediate chain binding; minus-end-directed microtubule motor activity. The record is from RefSeq and is a predicted model, not a curated record. Gene Ontology annotation, biological process: microtubule-based movement. NCBI's taxonomy places the organism in Eukaryota, Fungi, Ascomycota, Sordariomycetes, Hypocreales, Cordycipitaceae. Bases 1 to 13044 code for a protein of 4347 amino acids. The transcript has 2 exons.